Plasmodium falciparum 3D7 is the source of this 2055-nucleotide messenger RNA. It is a transcript of the gene BRF1, whose product is annotated as transcription factor IIIB subunit. Lineage: Eukaryota; Apicomplexa; Aconoidasida; Haemosporida; Plasmodiidae. The record is from RefSeq and is a predicted model, not a curated record.
AUGGUUGGACAAUUUAUACCAUCUAGCGGAAAUAAAUCGUUCAUUUUGUCGUGGGGUAUUAGAGAAAGUCGGGAAAUAUCUUUACAAAAAGGAUAUGUAAAUAUUCAAAAAAUUGCUGAUCACUUACAUUUAUCAAGUCAACAUAUUGAAGCGGCGCAGAGAAUUUAUUUGAUGGCCUUACAAAGAAAUUUCACCAUGGGUCGUAAUAAUUCAUAUGUUGCUGCUUCAUGUUUAUAUACCAUCUGUAGAAGAGAAAAAUCGCCUAUAAUGUUAAUAGAUUUCAGUGAUAUAUUACAAACUCCUGUAAAACCUUUAGGCAAAACAUUUUUAAAAUUAUUAAGAUUAUUACAUAUUAAUGUACCAAAUAUUGACCCAUCUUUAUUUUUAGAACGAUUUGCUCAUAAAUUAAACUUAAAAAAUGAUAUUUAUAAAGUUACCUAUACAGGUAUUAAGUUAAUUCAAGCCAUGACUAGAGAUUGGAUAAGUACAGGUAGAAGACCCACCGGUUUAUGUGGGGCGGCUCUUUUAAUAUCUACAAGAAUGCACGGAAUUUGUAUAAAUUCAAAUACGAUUGCUGAUAUUGUUAGGAUAUCUAAUCCUACUAUUAUCAAAAGAUUAGCUGAAUUUAAAAAUACUAGUACAGCACAAAUAAAAGCUAGCGAAUUCGAUAAAAUAUCCAUUAAUGAUAUCCCAUCAAAUACCAUACCACCAUGUGUUAUAUAUUAUAAUAAGAAGAAAUUUAAAGACAAUAUAUCGGAGAAAAAUAAAACAUUAUCCUUAUGUGAUGAUGUCGAUAACCUUUCAGAAGAUAUGUCAUGUACUCUAAUAAAUAAUGAAGAAAAUAAAAUGGACAGUGAUAUGUUGAAUGAUAAUUUUCCUUCUUCUAAGAAUGAAGAAAACAAAACCACGUUAUUAAGUAGUACACAUUCAAAUAUUGAUAAUAAUGAUCUUAUUUUUAAUAAAAAUCAUUCUGAUCAUUUGUCUAACUCAGAUUAUUCGAUACAUGUAGAUGAAAUAUGUAAUGAAAACCCUAAAGGAAAUGAUAUACAUAAUCUUGCUCAAAAAAUUAUGAAUACAAUAAAUUUAGAUAUAAAUAGUAAUAUAUUAAAAAAUGUGGAUACAAAAAUAAAUCUACAUAAUAAUCUAAUGGAUACGUUGUCUGUAAAUACAGAUGUGUCAACAAAUACGCAAAAGGGAAGUCAUAUAUCACAUAACCAGGCAUAUAUGUGUGAAAAAAAAAAAAAAAUUGAUAAUAAUGAUAAUAAUAAUGAUGAUGAUAAUAAUAAUGAUGAUAAUAAUAAUAAUGAUGAUAAUAAUAAAGAAGAAGAUAAUAAUAAUAAUGAUGAUAAUAAUAAAGAAGAAGAUAAUAAUCAAUCUUCCAUUUCAAAUAAUAUUUGUUCAAAUAAUAUUUGUUCAAAUAAUUUAUCAAAUGAGUCUAACGAUAAUACAUAUAGUACAACAUUAAAAGAAAGAGUCACAUGCGAAAUAAAUAAUAUACUUAAUGGUAUGGAUGAAACAUACAAUAAUUUGUUAAAUGAUCCAUCAGAUUUUCAAAAGGAACAAAAAAAAUCGGAUAAUAAUAAUUUAUCCAAUGAUUUAAAUGGUAUGAAUAAUAUUAAUAAUAUACUUACAGAUUUUAAUUAUUUCUUCGAUAAUAAUUCUAAUAAUGCCAAUGAUCAAAAUGAAGCUUUAGAUUUACAUUCAGAUUGUUCCAGUAAACCAAGUUGUAAUUCAUUAAGCGAUGUAUAUGAUAGUGAAAUUGAAAAUAUUAUAUUAUCCGAAAAAGAAAGAGAAAUGAAGAUGCUCAUAUGGGAUGAUAUGAUGAAAAAUCAUUUGCCCCAUUUAUCCAAACAACUUAAAAAACAUAAAAAGAGAAAUCAUAAUGAUAAUAAUAAAAAUAAAGAUACAAAUAUUAAAAAGAAACAAAAUACUUUUGAAGAUUAUUCACAAGUGCAAUCUACAGGGGAAUCCGUUUUAAAAGCUUUGGGAAAAUCAGAUAAAAAUUUACCAAAUAAAAUUAAUUAUGAUGUAUUACAAUCUCUUUUUACAUCAUAG